AUGCCCCGAUCCGACCCGAGCUGGGAAUAUUCUUGGAAUCAAAGCGAAGAAAACCGCCUGAUCGGGUCCACUGUUCAAGAAGAAGGGCACAUUUACUCGUUAGCUGCGACGAAUGAUCUUCUUUUCACAGGAUCGGACAGUAACUACAUUAAGGUUUUGAAAAACUUAAACGAGUUUAGUGAGUUUAAAUCGAACAGCGGAUUAGUGAAAGCGAUUGUCAUUUGUCGUGAGGAGAAUAAAGUGUUUACGGGUCAUCAAGACGGUAAGAUCCGGGUUUGGAAAACCUCAACCAAGAAUCCGAGAGUGUACACACGCGCCGGGAGUUUACCGGCUUUGAAAGACGUGUUGAAGAAGUCAGUGAAACCUAGUAACUACGUGGAGGUGAGACGACGUCGUAUGAUGCUAUGGAUUAAACACUCCGACGCCGUUUCUUGUUUGAGUCUUGUGGAAGAUCAAGGGCUGUUAUACUCCGCUUCGUGGGAUCGGACGGUCAAGGUUUGGCGAAUUCACGACUUGAAAUGUGUAGAGUCUAUUAAAGCUCAUGACGACGCCGUGAACUCCGUCGUCGGUUCCGCCGCAGAGAGUCUUGUGUUCACCGGUUCGGCUGAUGGAACGGUUAAGGUUUGGAAACGGGAGGUUCGAGGUAAGCGUACGUCGCAUAGUCUGGUUCAGACUUUGCUGAAGCAAGAAUCUGCGGUUACGGCUUUGGUUACUAGCCACGUGGCGGUUUAUAGUGGCUCGAGCGACGGUGCUGUGAAUGUCUGGGAGAUGGGAGAGAAGAAAGUGUUAAAGCAUUGUGGUGUUUUCAAGAAGCAUAGGCUUGCUGUGCUCUGUCUCGCAGCCGCCGGAGAAUUGGUGUUUAGUGGUGCGGCGGAUAAGAAGAUAUGCGUGUGGAGGAGAGAAGGGAGAGCUCACACGUGUGUGUCGGUUUUGACCGGUCAUACCGGACCGGUUAAGUGUUUGGCGGUGGCGGAACCAUCGGGAGGAGAGGAUAAAGACGGAGGAGAAGAUGGGAGGUUGGUUGUGUAUAGUGGAAGUCUUGACAAGUCGGUCAAAGUUUGGAGGGUGCCACGUCACCAGAUGUAG
Microthlaspi erraticum is the source of this 1086-nucleotide messenger RNA. The record is from the annotation of a GenBank genome assembly. NCBI's taxonomy places the organism in Eukaryota, Viridiplantae, Streptophyta, Magnoliopsida, Brassicales, Brassicaceae.